UAAAACACCAACAAAAACUCAAAUAAAAAAUAAAUUAUUAAAAAAAAAAGAUUAAUAAUAAUUCUUUCUAAGUUCAUUAUUUUUUCUGUAUUUAUAUUAACGCUUCAAAGCUAAGUCGGUAUCAGUGUUGAACUGUGUCACUCAUCCAAACAAAACAUAGAUCUGUCAAAACAAUGGGAAGCAAAAGCAGAAGCAGAAGCACUAGUUUGCUACCUUUACUAUGCAUUGUUGUUGCAUUAGUAGUAAGUGUCUCUUUGGUGCAAGCAGAAGAUGAUUAUAAAUUCUACACAUGGACAGUGACUUAUGGAAUUCUUUCUCCUCUUGGUACUCCCCAACAAGUUAUUCUGAUUAAUGGUCAAUUUCCUGGUCCUAGACUUGAUUUGGUGACUAAUAACAAUGUGAUUCUCAACCUUGUCAAUAAGCUAGAUGAGCCAUUUUUACUCACAUGGAAUGGGAUUAAGCAAAGGAAAAAUUCAUGGCAAGAUGGAGUUUUGGGAACCAACUGUCCUAUUCCUCCAAACUCAAACUAUACUUACAAGUUUCAAACCAAGGAUCAGAUUGGAACUUAUACUUAUUUUCCAUCGACUAAAAUGCAUAAAGCUGCUGGAGGGUUUGGAGGACUCAAUGUUUAUCGUAGAUCUGUUAUCCCGAUCCCUUAUCCGAAUCCUGAUGGAGAUUUUACUCUACUCAUUGGUGAUUGGUACAAAACCAGCCACAAGGUGUUGAGCCAAUCUUUAGAUUCUGGAAAAUCUAUUGGUUUUCCUGAUGGGCUUCUUAUCAAUGGUCAAGUUCGUUCUACCUUCACUGGUGACCAAGGAAAAACCUAUAUGUUUAGGAUCUCAAAUGUUGGUUUGUCAACCUCGAUUAACUUUAGAAUUCAGGGUCAUAUGCUAAAACUAGUUGAAGUUGAAGGAUCACAUACUCUCCAAAACGUGUACGAUUCACUUGAUGUUCAUGUUGGACAAUCUGUUUCUGUGUUAGUAACGUUAAAUCAACCUCCAAAGGACUAUUACAUUGUUGCUUCAACAAGGUUUACUCAAACAGUUCUCAGCACAAUUUCUGUGCUGCAUUAUACAAACUCCCAUUCCUCGGCAUCAGGACCAUUGCCUCCUCCCCCUGCUAACGAUUAUGACUUGUCUAUGAAGCAAGCUAGAACUUACAGAUGGAAUCUGACAGCAAAUGCUGCUAGGCCUAAUCCACAAGGGUCAUUCCAUUAUGGUAUGAUAACUCCAAAUAGAUUAAUAAAAUUGGCCAAUUCAGCACCAUUGAUCAAUGGAAAGCUUCGUUACGCAGUUAACAGUGUCUCCUAUGUUAACCCUGAUACCCCUCUUAAACUUGCUGAUUACUUCAACAUUCCUGGAAUCAUUGAUAAUUCAAUUCAAAUCACUCCCUCUAAUGCUCCUGCACAUAUAGCUACAUCCGUGUUGCGAACUUCUCUCCAUGAUUUUAUUGAAGUUGUUUUCCAAAACAAUGAAAAAACCAUGCAAUCUUGGCAUCUUGAUGGUUAUGAUUUUUGGGUUGUUGGUUAUGGUUUUGGCCAAUGGACAGAUGCUAGUAAAAGUACCUAUAAUCUAGUGGAUGCCUUGACUAGACACACUGCUCAGGUAUAUCCAAACUCUUGGACAUCAAUAUUGGUGUCAUUGGAUAACCAAGGAAUGUGGAAUUUGAGAUCAGCCAUAUGGGAAAGACAAUAUCUUGGACAACAGUUGUAUCUAAGGGUGUGGAAUGCACAACGCACUGCAGCCAAUGAAUAUGAUAUUCCUAGUAAUGCUUUGCUUUGUGGCAAAGCAUUGGGACAUCAUGCUUAGAGAGAGUAUACUAUUUAUCUGUGUUUUAUUUUAGUCAUGAGAGCUUGACUAUAAUUAUAAUUUUUUUAUUAUUAAGAGGAAUAUAUAGUAUUAGAGGAAGAGGUUAAUUUAUCAAAUUUAUAAAAAGUCUUCAAAUAUAUUUGAAAUUAUCUUGUAUUUGAAUCUUAUUCAAUAUCCGACGUGUGUUAGUCUUCGACACCGUAAAUCUUGUAUCGGAGAUGCAUCUCUAUUUAAGAUUUACGGAGAUGCAUCUUCAUAAACAGUCAAAACAGUGCAAGUUAAGUUGGUUUUAUGGUUA
This is a messenger RNA of Lathyrus oleraceus (garden pea), 2106 nucleotides long. RefSeq names its product L-ascorbate oxidase homolog. The record is from RefSeq and is a predicted model, not a curated record. The transcript has 7 exons. The coding region runs from base 174 to 1808 and encodes 544 amino acids. Gene Ontology annotation, molecular function: copper ion binding; oxidoreductase activity. NCBI's taxonomy places the organism in Eukaryota, Viridiplantae, Streptophyta, Magnoliopsida, Fabales, Fabaceae.